Molecule: messenger RNA, 821 nt
Organism: Sesamum indicum (sesame)
Lineage: Eukaryota; Viridiplantae; Streptophyta; Magnoliopsida; Lamiales; Pedaliaceae
Molecular function (GO): metal ion binding
Source: RefSeq, a predicted model, not a curated record
CAAACACACAGAAAACACACUAGAGCCUCAUCCUUAUGUCCACUACAUUUAAUAACAACCUCAAAAAACAUUGCUAGGUGCUAUAACACACACACACACACACACUAUAUCUAGCACUAAUUGCAUUCUUCUUAACACACACACACACACAGAGAGAGAGAGAGAGAGAGAGAGAGAGAGAGAGAAACAAUGGCGAUGAAGAUGAAGACAGCCAAGAAAAUGAAGGGUUUCAUGUGUCACUCUCAUGCAUCAACUGCAGUUUGCAUGAGCCAAGACAACCGGUCAGUGGUCGUGCCAGACAGAACGCUCGUCGAUCAUGUCAGACUCAUCAACAGCACCAACUACGUUCGACUAGGGGAACAACAACGUCGACGCUCGAUUAGUCACUCCUCGUCGGUCGGGACGAGAGCAUUUCCUGUUUGUCUGAAAACAGAUCAAGAAAAGGUGGCUCAAGAAGCUACUACUACUACUACUUCACUAGCAAUAUCUGGUCAUGACAAUGUCUUUCAGGUGGUUGUGAUGAGAGUGUCGAUUCACUGUCAAGGGUGUGCUGGUAAAGUUAAGAAGCAUCUGUCCAAAAUGGAAGGGGUGACGUCAUUCAGCAUUGAUCUAGAGAGCAAGAGGGUGACUGUGAUGGGACACGUGUCACCAUCUGGGGUGCUGGAGAGCAUAUCAAAGGUGAAGAAGGCAGAAUUCUGGGCGUGUUGAUGAAUUCUAUUUCAAUGUGUUCUAUGGAAGAGAGGGAGUGGCCAAAUACCAAAGUUUGAGUUAAGAGGGAUUGCUUUUGUUCUAAUAAUAAUAAUAUGUUUACUUCUGUGCUA